Molecule: messenger RNA, 3758 nt
Organism: Aphidius gifuensis
Lineage: Eukaryota; Metazoa; Arthropoda; Insecta; Hymenoptera; Braconidae
Gene: elg1
Exons: 4
Coding region: 107-3661 (1184 amino acids)
Cellular component (GO): nucleus
Molecular function (GO): ATP binding; DNA binding; DNA clamp unloader activity
Source: RefSeq, a predicted model, not a curated record
UGGAAAUUCGCGCCAAAACUAACAACAAUGAAUAAUCAUAUUUUUUAUUUAUUUUGAUAACAAAUACAUAUUUUAAUAUAAGUAGGUAUAUUUGUUAUACUCCAAAAUGAUGAAAAAUUUAAAUCAUUAUUUUACUGAAUCAGUUAAAAGUGGUGGAAUAGUUGAUAAUAAUAAUACCAAUGCAUCACUCAAUAAUGAUAAAAAAAAACGUAGCAGAGUUAAAAUUAAAAUAUCACAAGGAAAAAAUAAAGAACCAACUUGCAAUAUUAUUGAGAGUAAACAUGAUCUUGUUGACAAGACACCAAGUCCAUUUACAACAACAACAACAACAACAUCAUCAUCAUUAUCAAAAGUAUUGCCAGAUGAAACACCUAAAAAAUCAACUUUAAUAAAAAAUAAAAUACACAAUUUAAAUAAGUUAACUAAUAUUAUUGAUAAUGAUGAUGGUGAUAAUGAUGAUGAUGAAUGUGUAGAGAUGAAUAUUAUUAAAACAAAAAAUACAAGAAAAAAUAAAAAUACAUUACUUAUGAAAAAUAAUAGUAUUGAUAAAUAUUGUAAUAAAAAUGAACCAGUGAAACAUGAAGAAUCAAAUGCAUUUAAACUUAUGAUGACAACUCGUAAUAAACAGACAUCAUCAACUGAACAAUCAAGUCAACAGAGUCAAUCCACAGAAAAUACAAAAUCAAUUGAUUCCAAAACCAAUAAAACAAAACAAUUAAAUAAUAAAAAAGAAAAUAAAAAAAAUAUCAAAAGAAAAAUGGUUAUUGAAGAUGAUAUUGAUGAUGAUAAUGAUGAUGAUGAUGAUGAAUCAUACAAUGUAUUUGAUGUAAAAUCUAAAAAUCAUGGUAAAAUUUUAAAAAAAGCUAAGAAAAAUGAAGAAGAAAUUAAAAGUCCAAUGAGCCAAGUACAAAGUCAAAAACCAUUAAUGGCUGGUAGUUUACACAAUUAUUUUAGCAAAUUAACACCAGAGGAAAAAGAAAAAGAGAGACUUACAGCUCUGUCAACAGUUGUUGUAAAGGCUGAAAUUCAUGCAACACCUACUAGUGAUAUUAUUUCACCAUCAACAAAAAUAUUUGACAAAUCAAAAUCAUCAAUAAAAUCAAUUAAAUCACUUAAAUCAAUCAAAUCAAAAACAAGAAAAGUACUUGCAACAAUUGAUGAUAUUCAAGUAUUGAGAUCAGAAACACCAAGUCCACCUCCAUCACCACCACCAGCACCAAAACCAGAGCCAGAACCAAAACCAGAACCACCAGCAUCACUACAUCCACUUGUUAAACAAAAUAACAAAAUUAUUAUUAAUAAAAAAGAGGAACAACGACAGAAACCCAAAUGGACACUUAGAAUAAAUCUUUCUUCAACAAAUGAUGAUGUAGAUGAUAGUGUUAUAGAUGAUGAUGAAGAUGAGCAUUUUAUUUUUACAAAAUCAAAAAAUAAAUCAAUUGGCAAAAGAAAAAAAAAUGAUAAUAUCAAAUCAAGUGAAAAUCAACAUGUCGAAUUGAAAGAAAAACCUACUGAAUUAAAUUUUGAUAAAGAAACAAUAAAUGUUGUUGAUGAGGAUGAUGAUGAUGAUGGUGAUAAUGACAAAGGUAAAAAAGACAAAGAAAAAGAAACAAAAUGUAUCAAUGAAAAAUUAGCACCAUUAUUUUUAAAAAAAGCAAAACCUGAUCCAGAAAUAGCAGCAGCACGUAAACGUUUUUUAACAUCUUGGUCUUCAGAUAAUAAUUCAACUAAAAAAUUACUUAAAAAAUCAGAAUCAUUUAAUAAUAACAAUAAUAAUAGUAGUAAUGGUAAUUUAACAUUUUUACCAUUUCCAAAAAUAUCACAUAUUGAUCAACAAAAUAACAACAAUCUUGCUAAUAAUGAUAAUGAUAAUGAUGUGAAAAAUCCAGUAAUUAAAUUUAAAUCAUCACAAUACAUUCCUAAUAUUAAUAAUAUCAAUGUUGCCAAUUUGAAAUCACUGAUUAAUUUUGAAAUUUCAAAUAAUAAAUCCUCCAAUUCAUUGUCAUCAUCAUCAUCAUCAAAAAAUGAUAUUGAAGAAAUUUUAAAUGACAUUGAAUCAAGAUGUGAAAAUGCAAGAACUAUAUGGCAAUAUAUUAAUGAAAAAAAUAAUUCACAAACAACAACAGUAAAAAAACGUAAAUCACAAGAUAAUAAUAAAUCAAAAAAUACAAGUUCAAUGUGGACACAUAAAUAUCGUCCAUCAAAUGCAUCACAAAUUAUUGGUAAUGAAGAAGCAGGAUUAAAAUUGAAAAAUUGGCUAAAUCAAUGGAAAAAUCCAGUUCGUGUUAAUCGUAAAAAUGAUGAUGAUGAUGAUGAUGAUUAUAGUAGUGGUGAUGACUUUUAUUCAUCUGAUAAUAGUCUCAGUAAUAAUAAAUGCAAUGGAUUUAAUAAUACAAAUCAAGUUGCAAUAUUAUUGGGUCCUCAUGGUUGUGGAAAAACAGCAAGUGUUUAUGCUGUUGCUGAAGAACUUGGAUAUAAAAUAUUGGAAGUUAAUGCAUCAAGCAAAAGACAGGGUAAAAAAAUACUCAAAGAUUUUGAAGAAGCAACACAAUCACAUAGAAUUAAAAAAAAUGAUUUCAAUACAUUGAGCCAAAGUUUGUUGUCAAAUAAAGACGAAAAAAUACCACAAAAUUCACUUAUUCUUGUUGAAGAUGUUGAUUUAAUAUUUGAUGAAGAUGAAGGCUUUUUAUCAGCAAUUAAUCAAUUGACACUAAAUACCAAAAGACCAAUUGUCAUGACAUGCACUGAUACAUGUUUUCAUUUAUCAAAAAUAAUUUCAUCACAACAAAUGAAAAUAUAUAUUAAACGUCCAACUGCCAAAAAAUUAUCACCAUUUAUUGAACUAAUAGCACUUGCUGAAACUGGUCAACGUCUUGCAACAAUUGACAUUGAUCGUUUUAUUGCUGAUUGUGAUAUAAGAAAAUCAAUUAUUCAGCUACAAUAUUUACUUGCAACUGGUAGUAUCAAUGAUCACUGUGUUUGUGGGGAUUUUGAUAAAACAUUUUAUCUAGACAUGCGAAACUAUAUUUACAAACCAGCUAUUAAAAAUAAACAUAGUACUAGUAUGAAUAAAUUAUCAAAUAGUUUAGAUGCCAUAUCAUUUUUAUCAUCAUUAGUUGAUAUAAAUGAUCCAAUUUUAAAUGAUCAUGAUAAUAAUAAGUUGAAGCUUAAAUUUGAGCCAAGUUUAUCAUUGCUAGAAAAUAAUAAUUUAUAUUCAAAUAAUCAUGUGCAAAGUUAUGAAAUUGCAAGUUGGAUUAGAAAUUAUAUUUUUUUAAAAAAUUCAAAACAAUCAAGUGUCGUCGUUGUUGAAUCAGACACUUUAAACUCUAAUAAUAAUAAUAAUAAUAAUAAUAAUAAUAUGUUAAUUUUUAAGAAACAAUUUAUUAAUGGAGUCAAUUUGGCAUUGUCAAAAGUAACGACAUUUAAUAUUGAUAAUCAAGCAAUUUAUCUUGAUUAUUUACCAACAAUAAGAACAAUUUGUCGAACAGAAGAUAUCAAAUUAAAAAAUAAUGCCAAACGUGGCAAAAGAUUUUUUCAUUAUUUAUCAAAUUUGAGAUUACCAGCAGCAUCAAUGAAACCAAAUAUUUUAUCAGCAGCUUCAAAAAUUAUGUUUGACAUAAAUAAUAAUGAUAAAUCACAAGACACUAGCUCAAAUGAAUAAUGUGUUUUUGUUUUUCUUUUUUUAAUUUUUUUUUUGUUGUUAUUUUAUAAAUUUGAAAAUAAAAAUAAUCAAUGUAUUUAAUCAAUUUGCAGUGGCU